AUGUGGGUUGCCGCGGUCUCCGCUGCUGCGCAGAAGUACGGCGGCACCCCAGCGAGCGCCGCGGUUUCCACCUCAGACAGAGACAGGAUUCCUUCUGUCCCUCGUCACUCGCAGGUCUCGAGCUCUCCAGAGUCGUCUCGUGCGUCUACGUCUCCUGUCUCUUCUUUCUCCCUUUCGUCUCCCAGUGCUAAGCGGCGGAGCCUGCGCCCUGCUCGACCCAUCCCUCAGCCCAACGCGCCUUCGUUCGCCCUGUCUGCAAAGAGACGAACGGCUGUUUCCCCUUUCGGUCUGUUUCUCUCUGCUUCUCCUUUCUCCCUGCUUCACGGAGUCGUCGCGUGUCACGCCGGCAAAGACGGUCCCCCUUCUGUUUCUUUCCGGCGCCCGCAGCCCGUCGAGAGAGGGAGUGGAGAAGGCACGAUGCCUCCUCCGCCACCUGCAGCCUUCCCGCGAUCCGCCAAGCCGCCAGAAACCGUCGUUGUCUCGGGGGGUCCAGAUGCAACGCCUCUCGUCCGCUUCCUUCUCGCGAGUCCCAAGUCCGGGUCUGUGUGCUCUCCAGUUGCUGGGGGCGGGGAUCCGGCUCCCCCUGCUGAGCUACUUCCGCUUUCUCCGCGCUUUCUCCCGAGCGACAUUCGUCUACCUUCUGUCGCAGGGACCUCCGGCGACGCGCGCGUGCAUGCAACUGGAAAGCCGCAGGAAAAGCGAGACAGCGAGCGCGAGGAAGACACGGAUUGCCAAGUGUAUCUCCUGCAAUUCGAGAGCUGUCCCUUCUGUCGGAAAGUGCGCGCCUGCCUCGAUUUCCUCAAGAUUCCUUACACCAUCGUCGAAGUCGAGCCCCUCCUGAAAAAGGAGCUCAAACCGUUCGGCUACUCGAAAGUUCCCCUCCUCGUGAUUGCGCGCCAGGCGCCUGUCGCUGCGCCGCCCGAAGCCGCCCUUGUAUCUGCAGCCGCCGCGCAAAUCCUGGCUCGCUGGGCGGAGGAAGACGCCACGAAGAAACCCGAGGCGCGACGUCUCUUUGCUCUUGCCGACAGCAAGGCGAUCGUGCAUGCACUCGUGGAACACCAGCGGAAGCAGCCGAACGCUCGCCCAGACGCACAACCGCGGAGACAGCGCGAGGUCGAGUGGCUCAUCUGGACAGAUCAAGUUCUCGUUCAGCUCAUUGUGAUGAACGUCUACCGAACCAUGCAGGAGUCGCUCGAGACGUUUUCUUACCUCCUCACGCACCCCUCUUUCUCCUACCUCCAGCAGCUGUCAGGACGAUGGACAGGCAGCGUCGUGAUGCGGCUUGUCGCGCGGCAAAGGAAGAAACGCUACGCGGUGGAUGAUGUGCGGCGCGCUCUCUACGACACACUCGAUGACUUCAGGCGAUCCUUUGAAGAGAGCGAAACUCCGUCGUUGUUUUUUGGAGGAACCCAGCCUGACGAGGUCGACCUCGCUGUCUUUGGAAUCCUCAACAGUACAGAAGGAUGCACGGUGGAAAAAGACAUCCUCCAACACAGCUCCAUUGGGCCGUGGUUAAAGCGCAUGCGGCAGGCCGUAGGCCCUUCCACUGCGUUCAAUCACAUUCCCCGGGGACCGUCACCGUCUGCGUCUUCUCCUUUUUCUUAA
Molecule: messenger RNA, 1605 nt
Organism: Neospora caninum
Lineage: Eukaryota; Apicomplexa; Conoidasida; Eucoccidiorida; Sarcocystidae
Exons: 4
Coding region: 1-1605 (534 amino acids)
Cellular component (GO): mitochondrion
Molecular function (GO): prostaglandin-E synthase activity
Source: RefSeq, a predicted model, not a curated record